Asterias rubens (European starfish) is the source of this 1227-nucleotide messenger RNA. RefSeq names its product protein rolling stone-like. The coding region runs from base 300 to 1085 and encodes 261 amino acids. Gene Ontology annotation, cellular component: membrane. NCBI's taxonomy places the organism in Eukaryota, Metazoa, Echinodermata, Asteroidea, Forcipulatida, Asteriidae. The transcript is spliced from 3 exons. The record is from RefSeq and is a predicted model, not a curated record.
CCUACGAAAAGGUUACAUAAAAGGCAUCCUCAUUGGUAGUUUUAUUACGUACCAUAUACAUUGAUAGGUUGUGAUAACGGUACUGACUACACCAAUUAUGUCCGAACUUUGUCAGCAAUUCAAAGCUUGAACCUCGGACCCAUGAGUUGAAUAACUUCGCAUGAACGUUCCGAGCAUCGAGUCCAAUUUGGGCCAAUAAUUGGUAUACAAUAUUCAGGCAGAAGAUAGCGUCAAGUGGUGAAAGACUACGUUACAAAACACGUCGUUGUAUUAAAACAAGUUGACAGUUUGGUGUCAGUAUGGAGAGGUGUGCGGAAUGUUGCAGCCGACCAAAGCUGUCUGAUCUAGGAUUCCAGGUGGAAGAUUCCAGUGUAUUUUAUCGUCCGCAGUGGAGUAAGAUCCCUUGGUUUGUAUUUGUCAUCUACCGUGUGGUCUUAGCGCUCUACUUUCUUGGCUACUACCUUGGCGACUCGAUUCAGCAAGGAGAAACAUUCAGUUGGAGAUCGUUCCUCUAUCUAACAACCCUGGCAUUCAUUGUCUUCAUCAUCUACCUCGUCAUGGCUGCUGUGGUGGCGUUCCUUGAUGGGUUUAUUUCACGGAAAAGAAGUAUUCCAGGUAUGAGAAUACGACACAAGCUCCAAUGGUUUCUUUUCAACACAACGUUCAGCGUGAAUGUUAUAGUCGUUGUAACCUACUGGGCAGUUUUGUAUUCUCCAUCUGAAAACUUCCCCGUCUUUAACAACAUCAACGUGCACCUGUUAACCGCCGUAAUAUCACUACUCGACUUGCUACUCACAGCCACUCCGGUACGGUACCUGCACGUCAUCUACCCGAUUCUCUUUGGAUUAUCCUAUCUGGCUAUCACCUUGAUAAACUGGGCUGCAGGUGGUGACGUCAUCUAUUUUAUUCUGGAUUACAGCAAUUACCCUGGACUGGCUGCGGGUACAAUUAUCGGUGUGAUUACAGGUGUUUUUAUAAUCCACGGUGUAGUGUGGGGCCUCUAUAAACUCAGAAUGUGGAUUUGGGGAAGAUUUGGGAACAUUGAAAUUGUGGACGACGAGAUUAAGAUUGAGGAAGCCCUUUAACGAAAAUGGAUAAUGUCAAUGAACCGGAUAAAAGAAUGUCAAACGAUCCUCUUUUUAAACGUACUCGCCUUUUAUGUUUCUGUAAUUUAAUGGUAGGCCUUGCUUUUGCAAUCACCAUGCAUAUACAUGUGUAAGAUCACUA